Molecule: messenger RNA, 303 nt
Organism: Aspergillus affinis
Lineage: Eukaryota; Fungi; Ascomycota; Eurotiomycetes; Eurotiales; Aspergillaceae
Exons: 4
Coding region: 1-303 (100 amino acids)
Source: RefSeq, a predicted model, not a curated record
AUGCACUUCCCCAAGGCCAUUCUCGCUGCCGCGGUCGCGUUCUUCGCUUCUUCUGCUCUGGCAGAGGACGUCAUGAUAACCUACACGGUCAGCGAUAUGGCGUACAACCAGAACAUCCCAAUGGACGUGUACACUCCUCUCCACCAUCCGGGUCAAAUGAGCACCCUCCAGAACAACGGACGCUGCUUGCUCUUCCAGGAUGGCAACUCCGUUGCCACCAACGAAGUUAUGAGGGGAUCGCACGUCUUCAGUCCCCCCGUCAUGGUCGCGGGUAUGAUGUGCCAUGGUCCGUCUAUGCAGUGA